UGCAAAGCAAAUGGGUUUUUUUCUCCACUAAAGAACACGGUCCACACUCCCACUUUAGGACAAAACUUCUCCUUAAAACUGCUUCUCGUACGAGAAAUCAAACAUACGAUCAAUCAUGGACAACAUAUCAGCUCCACCCAUGUUCACGACAAACAAUUUCUUUGCUCCCAUGCUGGUAUCCAUAGCCGGCAUAGUCUCCACCUGCGUAGCCAUAUUUAUAUACCAUUUCUUGGUAGUCAAGUACUACCGGCGCCGGCGACAUGGGGGUCGGGUAAACGGGGAUUCCGGCGAGGUCCAUUUGGGCGUGGGAUUGGACCCGAAAUUGCUUGAAACUGUCCCGGUCAUGCCGUUCUUGUUAGCCCGAAAACGUGACGAUUUUCGGGACGAUCAGAGGGAGUGCGUGGUUUGCCUUGGGGAAAUGGAGGACGGGGAGACAGUGCGGUUGUUGCCGGAUUGUCGGCAUGCGUUUCACGUGCCGUGUAUAGACCGGUGGUUCGUCGCGCAUUCCAACUGUCCCGUUUGCCGCUCUCCGGUGGUUUUUCGCGACGAAAGUGUAAAUUCUCCGCCGGAAGGUGACGAAAAUAAUAGCGACGAAAACAGUGACGAUCACGAUCACGCCGUUUCGUCUUCUUUGUCGUCGUCGCAAAUGCAGUCUUGUGGGCUGCUUCGUCACUGCGCGUCGCUUGUACUGCCGAUGGAGCGCCGCGCGUCGCCAAAGAGAUUGAUAACGGGGUUGAAACGGUCGUUAUCUAUGGACCAAUCUUUCGUUAUUGUUGACAUGCAAAUGGAAACGGAAGAUGAUGAUCGGAGACGGCACUGUUCAUCGUCUUCUUCAAAGGAAAGGCUAACGAGGAGCAUAUCCAUACGGCAAUUCGACAUUGUUCCGUCGAAGUUGGUCGUGUCUUUGUCGUCACGAUUACGCAUUGGGAGACCAACGCAAAUUCUUCCCUACUGAAAUUUUUUUUUAUAGAAAAUUUGCAAUCUUAAUUUAUGAUAUUAGCUAGCUUUUAUGUUAAAUAAAACAGUGUCAAAUACGGAGUACUAAAACGGGUAUGAAAUAUUACACAUUUGAUAUAAUUUGAGAAAAUGGAACAUGUUGGUUUUAUUAAUCACCAGAGUAGUCAAACGGCGGGUCAACACUACCAAGAAAAUUGAAUAAAAGAUUGAGAAAAAAGUAUUUUAUUGCUCUGGGUAUAGUAUGUGUGAAAAAGCUUAACACUUUUUCAA
This is a messenger RNA of Ipomoea triloba (trilobed morning glory), 1227 nucleotides long. Its product is annotated as RING-H2 finger protein ATL51-like. The transcript has a single exon. The coding region runs from base 116 to 955 and encodes 279 amino acids. The record is from RefSeq and is a predicted model, not a curated record. NCBI's taxonomy places the organism in Eukaryota, Viridiplantae, Streptophyta, Magnoliopsida, Solanales, Convolvulaceae.